This is a messenger RNA of Porites evermanni, 2414 nucleotides long. The record is from the annotation of a GenBank genome assembly. NCBI's taxonomy places the organism in Eukaryota, Metazoa, Cnidaria, Anthozoa, Scleractinia, Poritidae.
GGUGCUCGUGCUGUAGACAAGAAUGUUUGCCCAAAAGAAAUGGUCGAAUUGUAUUGUCCUCCUCUUGAGCAAGCCAUCCGGAGCGGAGAUUACAGAGAACUCAUCUGGAAAGUCGCCGACCCUUGUGACAAAUCUGAACGAGAAAUAGGUUAUUGUAAUGAAAAACUCCGCUGUACCAGAUACAAUUCCCUGGGAAACUUUGAGAAACGUAUAACGAUCGGAAGUGGUCCUGUAAAUGGGACAUUGUACGUGGAGCAGUGGAUCAAGGAUGACAUUCUUACUUUUACAUGCUCUGUGCAAAGAAAACAGAACAAACACCCACUCGUUUACCGAGUAAAUGUUUCCUCUUCCGUGAAUUGUAAGUAGAAUUUGAUGGGUAUUUUGGUUUUUUUUGUUUUUAUUUUUAUCCCUCAGUUAGUGCGCGCACUGUGAUUGGUUAACGGUUUAGGGGGCAGGAUAAAUCACUGUCAGUAAUAUACCGUAAACUGCCGCUUGUAAGCCCUGGGCUUAUACAAGUUCGUAAGGGGGUUUUGGGUGGGCUUAUAAACGGGAGGGCUUAUAUCCGGAUGGGCUUAUAAGCGGAUGAGAAAAAAACGUUUUGAAAUGAGCAACAACACUGUUGAUCGACGUAUGAUUUAAAUUUAUUACUGUUACAAUUGAAGCCUUAAAAAGGCAGCAAUAAAUCGAAUUCAGUUAAAUUUCAAAACAAAAUCAAAAACAAAAACUGGAGGGGGCUUUUAUCCGGAUGAGCUUAUAAUCGGAUCUAGUUUUUUGUUUGCAUGUAGGUGGGCCUAUAACCGGGGGGGCAUAUAAGCGAAUGGGCUUAUAAGCGACAGUUUACGUACAGGCCGAACUGAUUUGAAGGUUUGCUUUCAGUUUGGUUGCAAUUUGUGAGCUUUGGACUAUAAUGAGUAUUACAAGGGCUAAAGGAAUGUUUUUGACGACUCAAAGUCACAAUUUUGGACGCUCCUAUUUAUGAGUUGACGCACUUAGAUCAUCAACAGCCGUCCUGCUUGAAUCGAAGAUGUAUACUACUUUUCUCGAUCUGUACUGAAAGUUACAAAACCUUGGGCCAGAAAAAACGACAUCUUGCUCUGAUUGGCUGAUAGUCACCAUAGUUCCAAACGCAUUAAAUCCUUUUCAGCUUUGCAUUCGAAAUUUUUUUCAUCGAUGGAAACUUUCUCUUCCCGAAAGAUCGACAACAGGAAAAAGAUUGUACUCGAGAUUUUGAAAGAGGUUGCGUUUGUAGGCUGUAAAUUUCAAGCCAAAUUCUGCGCUUUUGGUGGCCUAUUUGACUCAACCAUCCAAUUGAGAAAAAGCUCUCAUGUUGCCGUUCGACUGUUCAGAAAUAGAUCAAAAUAGAUCACAGAUAACGUCAAAAUGUGGUAUGAACAUGGGACACGAGCCACAGGCGAGUGUCGAAUCCCUGCUAGUAAAUGGGCAUGUGGGCUUGUGGUCCAAGUGAGCAAAGGCUGUUAAAAUGUAUGAACGUUUUCGUACAUUGAUCAAGGCUUUAUUUUCAUCUUUUCAGGCCUGACUUUAAUUGCAAAUCAAGCUUUUAACCUCAGCGGGGCACUAGGUAAAAUGGUCUCCAUAGGUAACAUUCAAGACAUGUGGUGGUACUGGAUCAAACGCGAUGGAAAAACGCAGAAGAUUGCAUAUUGUAACUCCGAGUCGUGCGUGUUCGACGAGUGUAACAGCACCUGUCAAUCAAGGCUCAGGAUUGACGGGGCGACACUGGAAUUGACGGAAGUUAGGGAAGAAGACCGUGGUUUGCAAUUACAAUGCCAAACAUUUCCCAAAUUCCAGGUGUACAAGAUGAAAAUCAGUGUUGUACUACCAAAAGGUCAGUCCAACUUACAUCACAGAUCGCGAGUAAAUACUUUUAAGAGGGAGGUCUUGUUGUUGUUGUUUUUUUGGGGGGGGAGGGGGGGGAAUGGGGUUUAUUUGAGAAGGAAAGAAAUUAGGGUAGAAAAGGUAUACAAAUAAACCGGUUAGUCCCCUAAUGAGCUUAAAUUAAGGCAUCCUGUUUUGAUGGUAGACUAUCUGGUAUAUUUGUCUACUAAUUAUUCUCUUCUUGUUUUAAUUUUCAACAACCCCCAAAUCCAGUAUUUUCCAUUUUGUAUAGUUUUAGUCAUUCCCCCAUUUCUAUCGAUUUCAUCUGGAUGGACAUUCAUUGAAUUCACUAAAUAUUUCUUUCUUUUAUUGACCUAGACUUUGUUGGCAGCACAAGUAGUACUCUUGGCAAGAAUGAAAAGGUACCUUCUAACAACACUGAGAGGACUACCGAAACCCCAAGAAAGAACAAAGCUGGGACCCAUGGUACCCAAAAUUCGGCAAGCAGCAGGACCUUAUUAGCAUUUACGUCAAUUCUGAUCAUUUCAUUUGUUUUUAGCAGUUUUAGAAAUUCUUGA